This is a messenger RNA of Ambispora gerdemannii, 340 nucleotides long. NCBI's taxonomy places the organism in Eukaryota, Fungi, Glomeromycota, Glomeromycetes, Archaeosporales, Ambisporaceae. The record is from the annotation of a GenBank genome assembly.
ACACAACAAUACGAUGGAUUUUAUUUCAGGCAAAGAACAUCUGUACUAUCUGUUAAAAAAAGAUGAGCUAACAGAAGAGAUGGAAGAUGCCAUUGGAAAUAUAUCCACAUAUUUUUCUUUUAUCCAGUUCUUUCUGAUGUGCUAUCUCAUCAAAAUCUUUACCGUAAAAAACGCCCAAGGCACUGCUUCAGCAGACAUAAUAACUGAAAGAGCUACGAAAUUACUUGUGUCGUUAGUUGCAAUAGCAAUCUUUCGCUUCCUUAAAGCUUGCGUGCUGUUUCUCAAAUGGCUUUAUCGUCGCUGCUGCACCAGUGAUGUUAAUGCUUGUGAGAACGUGUAA